This is a messenger RNA of Opisthorchis viverrini, 849 nucleotides long. RefSeq lists its product as hypothetical. NCBI's taxonomy places the organism in Eukaryota, Metazoa, Platyhelminthes, Trematoda, Opisthorchiida, Opisthorchiidae. Bases 1 to 849 code for a protein of 282 amino acids. Gene Ontology annotation, cellular component: lysosome; Ragulator complex. Gene Ontology annotation, molecular function: guanyl-nucleotide exchange factor activity. The transcript is spliced from 5 exons. Gene Ontology annotation, biological process: cellular response to amino acid stimulus; positive regulation of TOR signaling. The record is from RefSeq and is a predicted model, not a curated record.
AUGCCAUACAAACGUUUGUUUAGAAAGUUUGUACUGGCCGGAAACAGUUCAUGGUCAGCACACAACUGGAGUAGCCUUUGUCCGUUGUCUGUGCGACAAACAUCAACUCCGAUUCGACCGCCAAAAUUGGGGUCCAAUCCAGCAAAGUGCGUUCAGCUCUUGAGCCGAGUGCAACUCCCACGCGAUAUAUUCCGCGAGUCAUUGAUUCUGGGUCACCGGACACAAGAAGGGAAAAAUCUGAAAGAACUGAGCCAUUUGAACUUCCACCUCAUGACAAAUACAACAUCUGAAACGCCUGGAACUAUGCUUGCGACACUAAGUCGUCUACAGGGUUGGCUAGGCACUUUAGUCCUGAGCUCGGAUGGCUCCAUUCUACAAUCAGCGGGCGAGUUGGUGAAUAGCAAAGAUAUCGCGCAACGAUUCGCAGUAAUAGCCAAUCGAAUAGGUCGACUAAUUAAUUUGGAAGACCACAGACAAACACCAGAGUUCAAACGAGUUACCGUUCAUUUCCGCCACUGUUUAUACGUGAUGACCUGCGUCGGUGACACUAUCUACGUGGUGAAGCGGACGACCGAUGAUGUGCAAGAUGCGUCUCAACUAACUGCAGGGUUCAUUGAAUGUUUCCUCCACCAGAGAUGGCUCAAGUGGUUAGAGCAUGAAUUCACUGACCGGAAGGUCCGUAGUUCGAACCCGACCUAUGCCUCUCGACUCCCCCUGUAUAGCCUUCGGCAACCUGGCAGUAUCUCAGCCCUCGUGCUUCCUUCGGGUGGCAUCGCAGCUAGGUACCUGAGGGGUGUUACAGCUGAACGACUCCUCCACCAUCGUCUGAAUGUUGCUCCUUUUGUCUGA